Messenger RNA from Armigeres subalbatus, 2143 nucleotides. RefSeq lists its product as uncharacterized. NCBI's taxonomy places the organism in Eukaryota, Metazoa, Arthropoda, Insecta, Diptera, Culicidae. The record is from RefSeq and is a predicted model, not a curated record.
CUUGGUACGCACGGUAUGCGGAUUUGUUCGACAAAGAUGCCGAAAAACUCGACGAUGCUGCGAAAGUCCGAUUGCUGAUGAGGAAAUUGAAUCCAGCAGCGCAUGAACGGAUCGACCUUCCAAGCCUAAACACAAACAAGGUGCCGGGGGGAAAGUGAACUACAAUCAACCGAAAACCCCAUGUUGGUCAUGUGGGGGAAUGCAUUUUUCUGCCGAUUGCUCAUUCCGUGAACAUCAGUGUCGCGAGUGCAAGAAAAAAGGACAUAAAGAAGGAUAUUGUGCCUGUUUUUCAACUGGAAAUACCAGCGGCAGUAAAAACAAGAAGAAAAAGUACAGUUCUAAGCACAGCAAGGAUGUGAAUAUUGUGUCAGUGAAGAACAUCAGUCAGCGGAGGAAGUACGUGGAAAUCUAUAUCAACGAUGUUCCGGUUCGGUUGCAGUUUGAUUCAGCGUCGGACAUAACAAUUAUCUCCGACAAAUUGUGGCGAAAAAUCGGACAACCUCAAGGAAUUCCACCGUCAUGCAACGCCAAAUCUGCUUCAGGGGAAUCACUUGAUCUCGCCCGGGAAUUUUUGUGCAAUGUAAACAUCAGUGACAAAACGAAGAGAUGUUUGUGUCGUGUUGCUUCACCCAAUCUGGAGUUAAAUAUUCUUGGCUCUGACUGGAUUGAGCUUUUCGGAUUAUGGGACGUGCCUAUCAGUUCGUUUUGUAACAAGAUCAGUGGUGAACAAACACGUACCCAAAAUACUCUGCAAGUUCAGUUCCCAAAAGUGUUUUCAAACGAAAUGGGACUUUGCACAAAAACAAAAGUGCGAUUGACGCUGAAAGGAGAACCAAAACCAGUUUACCGACCAAAACGUCCAGUUUCAUACAGUGUACAAGGUGCGGUAGAAGAUGAACUUCAUCGAUUGCAGAAUUUGGGAAUCCUCAAACCAAUCAAUCAUUCAGAUUGGGCAGCUCCGAUCGUCGUAGUGCGGAAACCGAACGGUAAGGUUCGCAUUUGUGCUGAUUUUUCGACGGGUCUCAACGAUGUUUUGGAGUCGAAUCAGUGUCCGCUUCCUUUGCCAGAAGACAUUUUCACCAAGAUGGCCGGAUGCAAGUUUUUCAGUCACAUCGACCUGUCGGACGCGUAUCUACAAGUGGAAGUGGAUCCCCGAGAUCAGCAUCUGCUAACAGUCAACACCCACAAGGGACUUUUCCGCUAUACACGCCUCACACCUGGUAUCAAAUCAGCUCCGGGUGCAUUCCAGCAGAUCAUGGACGCAGUGUUGAGUGGUAUCGAAAAGACCUCUGGUUAUUUGGAUGACGUGUUAGUGGGUGGUCGCACCAAAGAAGAACACGACUACAAUCUGAAACAAGUGCUUCAACGGUUAGAACAGUACGUCGAGAAGUGCCAUUUCAACAUGGAACAAGUGGAAUACUUGGGGCAAAUUCUGGAUGGUGAUGGAAUCAGACCCGAUCCGAAUAAGACAGCAGCUAUCGCCACCAUGCCACCGCCUCGAUCAUUCAAUCGGUUCCGAGAAAUCCUGCAGUCACCGUUAACACUUUCGCACUACAAUCCAAACUUGGAAAUCAUAGUGUCGGCGGAUGCGUCAAAUUACGGAAUCGGUGCGCGCAUUGCCCACAAGCUACCAGAUGGAUCAGUGAAACCGAUAUCCUAUGCGUCGAGAAGUCUUACACCAGCCGAGUCCAACUACAGCCAAAUCGAGAAGGAAGGACUCGCACUGAUUUUCGCCGUAACCCGGUUCCACCGUAUGAUUUUUGGACGACAGUUUAUACUGGAAACGGAUCACAAGCCUUUACUAGCUAUUUUUGGUUCCAAGAAAGGCAUUCCAGUAUAUACAGCCAACAGACUACAGCGAUGGGCAUUAACGCUGCUACUGUACGAUUUCAACAUCAAAUACGUGAGUACGGAAAGUUUUGGUUAUGUUGAUAUCCUUUCUCGCCUGAUCAACACUCACGUCCGUCCGAAUGAAGAAUAUGUCAUCGCAUCGAUUGAACUGGAAGACACCAUGGAAGACAUCGUCAAGCAAUCAGUGGAAGCUCUGCCAGUCACGUUCAAGAUGAUUCAAGCAGGAACACAGUCGGAUGCAGUAUUGAAGCAGGUUAAGCAGUUCGUUCAAAUAGUAUCCCGCAUAAUAUAA